Neocloeon triangulifer is the source of this 2271-nucleotide messenger RNA. RefSeq names its product UV radiation resistance-associated gene protein (gene Uvrag). The coding region runs from base 132 to 2060 and encodes 642 amino acids. The transcript is spliced from 9 exons. The record is from RefSeq and is a predicted model, not a curated record. Gene Ontology annotation, biological process: SNARE complex assembly. Gene Ontology annotation, cellular component: lytic vacuole; endosome. Lineage: Eukaryota; Metazoa; Arthropoda; Insecta; Ephemeroptera; Baetidae. Gene Ontology annotation, molecular function: SNARE binding.
UCCUGUUUUGACCUCGCCUCUCUUUUCUCGUUUCUCGUCAUGUGUUUGCGGAGUUGUACGGUGAGAAGAAAGUCACGGGAUGUAUCGGCAAUUAUUUAAUCCUAUUAAAAUUCAACGGUAAUUAUGCUGUGAUGGCUUUGCGAUGGCAGAAAGAGUGGAUUCCCCUCGUCUCGCAGCAGAUGAGGGUCCGCAAUCUCACGCAAAUUUUGGCCUACAACCUCUACCCAGAAUCAUUACAAGAAUGCGGCGAGAGACCCAAGUUUUUCUUCACCCUCCACUUGACUAGCAAGAGUGCUCCGUUCUACACAAGCGACCAUGCCACAGGACCGAAUCCUCGAUGGAUAGAAAUUGAUUUCAAGGACAAAGCUGGUCUCUCUAGCUCUAGUUUUGUAAUUUGCAUUUGGCAAGUUGGUUUGCCAGACAAGCUAAUUUUCACCUGGGGCGUGUGUCUCUCAGGCCUUCAACUUGCACCCCUGGACCAAGACCUGAGCAAAGUUUCUAGCACCAAAACUCUUGUUUUCUUCAUUCACGGCUAUCGAUUUGUUCCUCCUACCAAGGACCAAAUACUUAUGAGGCUGGCUUCGGCCACUGUUAAUUCUAAUGAUGUAAAAUUAUCUUACCCUGUCAACCAGUUAAGGAGGCUAAAGACUUAUCAGUUCAAGCUGGCUGAGGAAACUGCUGUGUGUGAGAGCUUGGGGCAAGAAGUUCAAAGAUUAGGGCCAUUUCCUCCGUCUGUGUCACCUGUCGUUGCAGCGGGAAAUAGAUAUCACUACCACCAGCUGCAGCAGCUAUGUGAAAAUUUGAGACUAAAAAUGAGACUUCUUAAAGAAGAAAAGUCAAGAAAAGAGAAACAGGUGGAAGAGUUAAAGAGUGUCGCUCACAAGUUAGCUGUUGCAACUGAACUGAAAAGAGCAAACCUGCAAAAGACUGUAAAGUCUCUUGAAGAGAGUUCCAGCUUAGAAGACUCAAAACUUCUACUUUCACAAGUAAAGGAGACGACUACUCAGACCUGGUCUAAGCUUGUGCAGCGCAGACAAGAACUGAUUUCACAGCUGAAGUAUAUUUAUCCAAUUUCAAUUGAUCCAGAGGGCCUUGCAAAAAUAUGCGGGGUUAAACUUUUGCGGUCUGAUGAACUGAAUAGCCAAGAUGAAGCGUCUUCCUCUGUAGCACUUGGGUUUGCUGCCCAUGCAACUGUGAUGGUUGCAAGUUUCUUAGAUGUGCCUCUCCGUUAUCCCAUUCAACCUGCUGGUUCUCGAGCCAAAAUAUGGGAUGUAGUGGCAUCAAAGUUGCCUGAUUCUGAACGAGAGUUUCCGCUCUUCCUAAAAGGCCGGGAUGCAAUUCAGUUUUAUUAUGCCGUCUAUCUUCUUAAUAAAAACAUAGCUCAACUAAAAUACUACACCGGCUUCAGCAUAAGAGACCUGAGAACCACUCUUCAUAAUCUUAGGGAGCUUCUCUACAUGAAAUCAGUAAUGCCACAUAUGAAAAAUUCAAACUCGACUUCUAGUAUUGAAGCUGCCAUGCCUGCCCGCAGUCUAAAGAGUGCUCCUGUUACAAGUAGUGCUGAAGAGGAGCAGCUUCCUAAACGAAACAGACUGGCGGUUGAGGAACAUAUUAAAAGUGCCAGCUCAAUGGAAAGCGUAGACAACUGCUUUUUGGAGCCUCCUUCCCAAGCUCCUCUAUCAAAAGACAAGGAAUCUGCAACGCAUUGCUCUCUCGACGAAGGUUUAGACAUCAUGAGUGAGACAACUAGCUCAUUCAGCAUGCACAGCAAGAUAGCCAACAACUCGGAUCCAAAUCUUCGACAAGCCGCUUUGAAGGGCAACACAUUUUCUCCCAAAGAGGCCGUGAGUAAUCCUCAGAUACAAAAUAUUUCUACCGUGGUGAAAUUGCGAACUCAAAGCGAAUGUGUGGCUCCCAAAUCUGAAGUUUCGAAAGAAAAACUUCCAACUUGCAACUCUCUAGACAAUCUCUUUGCGAACGUAGCCAACCGAACGGAAGCCCUGGCCAGCAAAUCGGGCAGCUUUAAUCUAGUGAAAUCGAGACCCGUGGAGAAGUCUUGAUGUACUUUUAAAUUCCAAUAUUGUUAUUUCGUACUGCCUGUGAUCACCAUUGGUUUGUGAUUUAAUUUGUAUGAAAAGUAACUAGGCAUGAAAACAGAAUGAUAUCAUUGUGCGUAACGUGAACAUUGCUCUAUAAUUUAUCACUGGAUUCAUUAACAGCGUAAAAUCAGUCCCAAAAUCCUAAUAAACUUAUGUUAUGAAAAUGCGUUAA